AAGUAGUCUGAUUUGACUCAUCAACUUCACAGGUUAUCCAUAGAACACUUUUUUGAUCCUUCUUCUGUAGCUAACGAGACAAAAUGACUUGCAAGCGCAGAAACGGUGGACGUGCUAAGCAUGGCAGAGGCCAUGUGAAUCCAGUUCGUUGUACCAAUUGUGCACGAUGCGUACCAAAGGAUAAGGCAAUUAAGAAGUUUGUUAUCCGAAACAUUGUAGAAGCAGCUGCUGUCAGAGAUAUAACAGAAGCUAGUUUUUAUUCGGCAUACCAGCUUCCAAAAUUAUAUGCCAAGUUACACUACUGUGUUUCUUGUGCUAUUCACUCUAAAGUAGUUCGCAAUAGAUCUAAAGCGAACCGCCGUAUUAGAACUCCACCAGUCCGUAAUUUCCCUAGGGAUUUACGCCAGGGCCAGCAAAACAGGAAGUAAUAUACUAUGUAAUUUUUAAAUAAAAAUAAAGAACAAAAUCAAUAUCA
Molecule: messenger RNA, 475 nt
Organism: Megachile rotundata (alfalfa leafcutting bee)
Lineage: Eukaryota; Metazoa; Arthropoda; Insecta; Hymenoptera; Megachilidae
Product: ribosomal protein S26
Biological process (GO): translation; regulation of transcription by RNA polymerase II
Cellular component (GO): cytosolic small ribosomal subunit; chromatin; ribosome
Molecular function (GO): structural constituent of ribosome; mRNA binding; RNA polymerase II cis-regulatory region sequence-specific DNA binding
Source: RefSeq, a predicted model, not a curated record